AUGGGGUCCAAACUUCUUCCCCAACACCGUGAAAUGAUUUUACCGAAAUACUGAGAUUUAUUCGCUUUGGUAAAAAGAAAAAGUGACCAAGUCCAACGUUUACAAAGUGAUAAAUUUGCUUCGAUAUCAGCUGUGUGGGAUAUGUUUGUUCAAAAUAGUCAGAGUUGCUACAAACUAGGUGCAAAUAUUACGAUUGACGAACAACUCUUUCCAUCUAAAGCCAGGUGCAGAUUUAUUCGAUAUUCGCCGAAUAAACCCGACAAAUCUGGUACUAACUGUACUACGUAACGUGGGAUUUCCUUUGCAAGAAAGUAACGAAUCAAUGAAUAUAAAAAUAUUCUAUUAUUACGUAUUUUUUAAAGACCGACCAACAGAGCUGGCGCUCAAAGCUACGCGGCAGAAGUUGCGA
This is a messenger RNA of Heterotrigona itama, 409 nucleotides long. The record is from the annotation of a GenBank genome assembly. Lineage: Eukaryota; Metazoa; Arthropoda; Insecta; Hymenoptera; Apidae.